This is a messenger RNA of Nicotiana tabacum (common tobacco), 429 nucleotides long. RefSeq lists its product as uncharacterized. NCBI's taxonomy places the organism in Eukaryota, Viridiplantae, Streptophyta, Magnoliopsida, Solanales, Solanaceae. The record is from RefSeq and is a predicted model, not a curated record.
AUGGCGAAUGUUUUGCAUCAUCGGCAUCAGUCUAUGGGGUCUGCUUAUUACAUGCUUGAAAGUCUCAAAAAGAUGUUCGGUGAGAAAAAUCGUGUGGCUAAGCAGACAUCCAUGAAAGCCCUUUUGAAUAUUAAGAUGGCUGAAGGAUCAUCAAUUAUAGACCAUGUUCUGAAGAUAAUGGAUCUUCUGAAUGAACUGGAAGUCCUUGAAGCUGUGAUUUAUAAGAAAUCUCAAGUUGAGAUGCAAGCUCCAGUUGUGGAGCUGAACUUUGAGAAAGCUUCGGUUUCUAAGCCGAGAGGCGAUAAGAAAAAGAAAAGGCUUGCAAGGUUUUGGCACCUGGAAGUGCAGUUGCGGUAUGAAAAAGCCCAAAGGAAAGUGCUAUCAUUGCAAGCAACUAGGGACAAUGCCCUGCCUAUCUGGCAAAGUUGA